Messenger RNA from Lotus japonicus, 1258 nucleotides. RefSeq lists its product as uncharacterized. The transcript is spliced from 3 exons. NCBI's taxonomy places the organism in Eukaryota, Viridiplantae, Streptophyta, Magnoliopsida, Fabales, Fabaceae. Gene Ontology annotation, molecular function: fatty acyl-CoA hydrolase activity. The record is from RefSeq and is a predicted model, not a curated record. The coding region runs from base 23 to 583 and encodes 186 amino acids.
AGAUAUAUAAGGAAAUUGACCAAUGACAUUUCGGCCAGAGACACCAACGGCGGAAGCUUCCACUGUUGGUCAAACUCCACCACCGUCUUCCUCCUCAAUCUCCGACCAAAUGGACCCUCAACAUGCUUCCAACACCCUCGUUCACCUUAGAAAACUGGGCAUGGCCCAACCUGUUCCUGAGAGCUGUAACACCAGUGGCUUCUAUUCCCACUUCUAUGAAAGUUUCAUCAAGGUCGAUCACAUCCAGCGGGGGAGAAUCUCUUGCACUGUUCCUGUCAAACCCGCAAUCUCUAAUGAUUAUGGAACAUUACAUGGGGGUGCUGUUGGGUCUCUGGUUGAGCUGCUAUCUAUUGGUUGUGCUAGAACUGUUGUUGCUGAGGACAGAGAACUUUUCCUUGGGGAAAUUAACAUAUCUUACCUCUCUGGAGUUCCAACCAAUGAGGAAGUUCUAGCUGAUGCCUCCGUAGUGAAGAGUGGAAGAAAUGUGACUAUGGUUGCACUAGAGUUUAAAGAAAAGAAAUCUGGGAAAUUGGUUUAUAUUGCUCAUGCUACCUUCUAUAACUUACCCAUUGCCAAGUUAUGAACAAUUAUCUUUCAGGUCAUUAUGCUGAUUCAUAUCAGUUUUAUAUCCAGAGUGCUCUACAUGUGUUAUAUUUUUGUUUUUUUGUCCAUUGCCAUAUCUUUUAUAUCUCGGAAAAGCUAGAAACAAUCUGCAGUUUCUUAUUGAUCUAGUGAAGCUGAAUAUAGAUCUCUCACCCUUGUGAAGCUCUCUGGUUAACAUAUGCGCUUGCUGAUCUCCGUAUUGCAUCCCUCCUAUUAGUGGUCAUUUACUGUGAUAAUCGUUCAGCCCUACAUCUAGCUGCCAAUUCCGUAUUUCACAAACGUACUGAAAACAUUGAAAUAGAUUGUCACAUAGUAUGAGUUAAGGUUCUAUUUGGUAUUUUACAUCUUCUUCAUGUCCCUUCAUCUGAUCAGGUGGCCGAUGUUUUCACCAAAACCAUUUCACAGUUCACAGGGGCCAUUUCAAUUCCUGGUUGCCAAUCUUGGAUAGCUUGAUCUCCAUUCCUGUUUGGGAUUACAGAUAUUAGUUUAGUCAGUUAUUUUGUUAUUUUACUUCUUUCUGUUAGUCCGUUUCUUCUAAAUUGUAACUGACUUAGAUUGCUAGCAAUGUAUAUUAAGCUAGUCUCUGUAUUGUAUCAGUGUAAGAAUGACAAUUCUUCCAUUCACGCAUCUUUCUACUGUACUUGUUCUUCUUUUC